GGCAGAAGGAGGAGCCACAGAUGCCUGCAGCAGAGGUGUUUGCUGAAACUUCGGGCUUGGUUGGCUAAUAUAGCAGUGUGCAAAGACAGGAUGUUUUUGCUUCUUUGGGAAUCUUGAUCACCUCACUCCUUCCAGAAGCAAUCAGCUGAUAUCUUGGCUCACUGUCUGCCUGAGCGAAUGUCCACAACAGCAUGUGACUGGGUGUCCUCAAAUGAGAGGUGUCUUGCCAGGACUAUGGCAAAUCAGGAAGCCACUCCAGGAAGCCAAUCAGAGGAGAGCAAUGCUUUGGACCUGCCAUCAGCUUAUGACAUAAGGGAUUACGUGUUGCAGAGACCCAGCCAGGAGGCCAACAGUGAGGCUUUUAGUUCUGAGGAAGCCUUUUCUAUUCCUUGCUCUUCUGAUACGGAUCCAGGCAGAUCUCAUUGUCUCGGGGAGAAAAACAUCUUAUCUAAGCAAAACUGUUGGGAGAGACUUCAAAGGACAGCCUCCCUGUCCUGGUGGAACCAGGACAAGGAGCUGUUUCCUGGAGGCCUUUUUGUCUGAGUCCCUUUCUGAUCUCCAUCCAAAUCCAUUUAGAGGCAGGGAGCACUUGGUUCACUGGGAGAGGGUAGAAUUGGUUUUUUGUUUUGUUCUUUUAAAACUUCAGAAAAUAGCCAUGUGGGCCUGUUGUGUGUCAUAGGGACUUUAGUGUUCCUCUUAUGAAGUAUACUCUGGAUUUAGGUAACAACUUUUCUGUAAGUUUCCCUGACCGAAUUGCCGAAAAGUCUGUUUUUUAAGUUUAAUGAUAAUUCUUUGACAUAGUUAGUGACCACCUCUGGUUGUAAAGCCCAUCUCCUCCCUGUUUAUUGCCUAAUCCAGGCCUGUAGGUCCACAUAUUCAAAGCUUUGCCACUUACUGGUUAUGUGACUCAGGUCAUAUUUCUUAACCCCUCUGAGUUCCAGAAUCAGCUACAAAAUGGGGAUCAAAAUGCUUGCUUCAUGGAGUAGGUUUAACUCAGGGAACAGUGCAGGGACACAUCAUAGUGUUUGCCAUACAUUGGUGCUCAGGCAAUUGCUAUUACAGUAUUCUGGUGCUAUUAUUAUUGUUGUUGUUGUUGUUAAUAUUAAGAAACCCAAAUAUAUAUUUUUAAAGAGCACACAGGUACUAAGAAAAUGUGGGCCUUAAUGAAGAUGAAUUUAACAUUGGCAGUAAGUAGGGUGUGUACCUGUCAUUAUCUUCAAGAAUUCUAUGAAAAAAAAAAUACUUUUAAACUUCCUGAUGAUUCUUUUCUGAUUUUCAGGACAUAGUAAUCAGGAUCAGUCAGAUUCCUGUUUAAUUUAGUUCCAGAGCAAGAAUUAGAUCAUUUCUUAUCCUUUUUCUUUCUAGGCUCAGAAUCUUAGUUCAUUUAACCUUUCCUCUUCCCCUUCCCAUCCUGCUGCCUCUACAUUACUUUCCAUCCCAAAGAAAGCAACUGUUAUUAAUUUGAAUUGAGUUGACCAUUGAAAUAUUUAUAUUGGAGUAUUUGUUUAAAAUCUAGACAUUUUAUGAAAAAAGAUUCUUUUGGAAGCCCUUAUAAAGGUCUAAACAUGGGAAGGAGCACUCAUAUCCUGAGACAACCAUUUUGCACGGCAUGGGGAGUGGUGGUGCUGCAUUUGACUGUCUAGUUUGAAUUCUGAUUCUACUUUUUUCUGUGGUUUUGCCUUGGACAAGUCAUUUGGCCUCCAUGUCUUGGUUCCUUCAUUUGUAAAAUGGAGAUAGUAAUGCCUACCUUGUCACGGGGCAGCCAUAAUGAGGGUCAAAGUGUAUGAGGUGUAAUGCCUGGCAUGUGGUGGGCUUUGGAAAUCCAGCUCUUCAUGAGUUCAGUGCCUGGGCACCUCAGCACACCACCACGCUGACCAGGCUCCAUUUUUUUUUUAAUUGAGCUAUAAUUUAUGUGCAAUAUUAUAUGUUACACGUGUACAACAUAGUA
Aethalodelphis obliquidens (Pacific white-sided dolphin) is the source of this 1948-nucleotide messenger RNA. RefSeq names its product shieldin complex subunit 1 (gene SHLD1). The record is from RefSeq and is a predicted model, not a curated record. The transcript has 3 exons. Gene Ontology annotation, biological process: negative regulation of double-strand break repair via homologous recombination; positive regulation of double-strand break repair via nonhomologous end joining; positive regulation of isotype switching. Gene Ontology annotation, cellular component: site of double-strand break. Lineage: Eukaryota; Metazoa; Chordata; Mammalia; Artiodactyla; Delphinidae. The coding region runs from base 178 to 543 and encodes 121 amino acids.